Messenger RNA from Heteronotia binoei (common prickly gecko), 1151 nucleotides. RefSeq names its product mitochondrial ribosomal protein S24 (gene MRPS24). The transcript is spliced from 4 exons. The coding region runs from base 276 to 821 and encodes 181 amino acids. NCBI's taxonomy places the organism in Eukaryota, Metazoa, Chordata, Lepidosauria, Squamata, Gekkonidae. Gene Ontology annotation, biological process: translation. The record is from RefSeq and is a predicted model, not a curated record. Gene Ontology annotation, cellular component: mitochondrion.
AUUUCCGGACCUGCUUCUGUAGCAAAGCUUCCGGUGGGGGGGGGGCGCCACGGCUCUCAUAACCCGCCUUCGUACCGCUCAGGGCAUACUGGGGAGCGGAAGUCCUGGCCUCCGGCCGCGCUUUCUUUCGAGCUGACUCAACUUCCAGUCCCAUUCUUGGACCCGCCCUUGCGGUGGUUUCUAGAGGCCGAGCGCCCCCCUCCGUCGCCACCCAGGAUAGGUUUGUGCCAUUCUGCCUGUCGCGAGAACAGGCCUCGCUAGCUUAUUUUCUGCGCAUGCGCUAUCGUGUGGUACCUGUCAAAAUGGCGGCGCCCUUGUGGAGACCGGCGUGGCAGGGCUUACAGACUUUUGCAGGAAAACCUGACCGUAUUUCCUGGAUUCUUUGUUCAAGGCAGGGUUUCCAGACAACAGCUACCUGUCAUAAGAACCGAGCAGCUCGGGUUCGUGUUGGAAAAGGGGAUAAGCCUGUGACGUAUGAGGAAGCCCAUCCACCCCAUUUUAUUGCUCAUCGCAAGGGGUGGCUCUCCCAACAUACAAGUCAUCUGGAUGGCGAGAAUGGAGCUGCUGAGCGCGCAAUGGAGGAUCUCUUCAUUCGCAAGUUCAUUUAUGGCACCUUCCAUGGCUGUCUUGCCAACGAAAUUGUGCUAAAACGCCGUGCAAAUACUUUGAUAAUCUGUGCCAUCUUUCUGCAGAAGCUGCCGCCCUCUAAGUUCUAUUUCCUGAUUGGCUACACAGAGGUGCUUCUCUCCUUCCUGUACAAAUGCCCUGUCAAGAUGGAAGUGCAGACGGUCCCUAAAAAAGUUGUAUAUAAAUAUCUGUAGUCUUGGCCGGGUGCAGCUCCACUGGAUCCCUGAACCAAGGCUGAACUGGACUUCUUGCCCAGCUCAUUUACUUCCCAGCCAGUGAUUCCCAUGGACCAGUCGCCAAGAACUGGGAGGAGCUGUUGCUUGAAGGAUGCAGAGUUUACAAGUGGAAACUCAAAGGACUUGUGUCUUGGUUUGGAAUUGGAGAGGAGGUGGGGUUGGAUGUUGAUGUAGUCCAAACAUUGGUGCCCCUUCAUAUAGUUGUUUGAAGACCACUGUUUCCUGAGCUUGCUGAAUGUGUGGUUACACUGCCAGGCAACUAAAGCCUAUUAAAAACUCUUGGCUUAA